Molecule: messenger RNA, 2895 nt
Organism: Solea senegalensis (Senegalese sole)
Lineage: Eukaryota; Metazoa; Chordata; Actinopteri; Pleuronectiformes; Soleidae
Product: ensconsin-like
Exons: 15
Coding region: 148-2085 (645 amino acids)
Biological process (GO): microtubule cytoskeleton organization
Cellular component (GO): microtubule cytoskeleton
Source: RefSeq, a predicted model, not a curated record
CACACAGCACACUCUGAAAGUGGUGAGAACCCGGAGGCAUCUCAAAAUAGAAAUUCAAAAGGGGAGGAGGAGAGCAGGGAGAGAGAGAGCAAGAGUAAGAGUGAGAGUGAGAGAGGGAGGGAGGCUAUUGAGAGAGAGAGCGUUGGUAUGCCAGCCUCAGUCUCUAGCAUGGCUGUGCAGAAGAAACAGAUUGUCAUCCCUCCAUCACAGGGACCUUUUUCUUCCCGUACCAUUGAGAGCCAGAAGAAGGGGAAUGCAUGGGAAAGAACAGAAAAUGGCUCUAAUAUCAAACCGAAAUCACGGGCAAAGAAAACGGCCUCCCCUGUCAACAAGGCUGUCCAAAACACAGUUUCUCCACAGGCCACUGCAGCGGCGAAUGGACUAAAUAUUGACGAGAGGCUGAGAGCAGCAAGAGAAAGAAGGGAAGAGCAGCAGAGGUUAAUUGCCUCUCGGGAACUGAGCAGGUUGGAGCGGGAGCAGCGAGCCAAGCGUUACCAUGAACAACAAGUGGAGGAGCGCAAGAAGAAGCUCCUGGAGCAGAGGCUCCGUGAAGAGAGGAGGCGAGCCGCUGUGGAAGAGAAGCGCAGGCAGAGGCUGCAAGAGGAGAAAGAACGAUAUGAAUCUGUAGUGCGCAGGACGCUGGAGAAGAGUCAAAGGGCCCAAAAGUCUCUCAGUCAAGACUCAAGAGGAAGGAAGGUUGCUAAGAAUGUUCCACGUCGCUUACCACUGACAACAUGGGAGAAGAAUUUGGUCAGUCGUCUCCUUACCCCCACUUACUCUUAUCUGGCCAGGAGCAAGAGUGCUGGGUGUCGUUCAGGAGAAGAAGUUGUCCCUGUUUGUCGCCGUGCAGUUUCAUUCCACUCCAUCACCACCACCCCUCACAAACCACAGCAACACUCCAGCUCAGUCCAAAAGAAGCGGUCGGUCUCACCGAGCCCCAGCGACAGACGCCUCAAUCUGGCCCAGAUCAGAACAGCAAAACAGCCAGAUAUUGUUAAGAAGAAUUCAAACAGGAGCUCAAGUAUUCGAUCACCUGGCCUCAACUCUUGUGUGACACCAGUUACACAAAGCAAAAAAGCCUCUCCCUCACCAGAUAGGACUCCUCGGAGAUCGGUCAGCAGACAAUCAACCCCGCUGCAGCUCGAGCUCCCACCUGUUCCCGAGGAAGGUGUUGCUGUUCGUAGCUCUAUCCUCGCGCGUGGGAACACGAGGCCUGUCAGGACGUCAGCUAGAGGUCAGACGGGGAAUAUGAAGGAAGAAAAUGCAGCGCCAGUGGCUCCAAGUCUGAACCUGCCCCACAUAAAGAGUGAGCAUGUUACAAGAAAAGUGGCAGAUAAAAAUACUCCCCAGGUGCCUCCUCAUCCAGCUCCCCAGCCUCCUGAAGUUGUAAGCAGGCCCUCAGCUGGGACUACAGACAAGGAGGAGGCCUCUCGUCUCCUGGCUGAGAAGAGGAGAGAGGCUAGACUGCAACGGGAGAGGGAGGAGCAGGCACGUCUGCAGAAAGAGGAGGCAGAGAGGCGAAGCCGUGAGGAGCUGGAGCACAGGAGGGCAGAGGAGCGAGCACGACAGCAGGCUGAGGCUCAGCGCCUAAUAGAGGAGAAGAGGAGAAGGGAGGAAGAGGAGCAGAGAGGAGCUGAGGAAGAGAGAGCUCAGGCCAUGAAGGAAGCGGCCCUUCUGCAGAAACAGAGAGAGGAGGAGCAGGCCAGAGAGAUGGAGAAGGCAGAGAAGAUGAAAGAAGAGCGAGACAUGCUUGCUCAAAAAGAAGAGGCUGCGCGCCAAGAAAGAAAAAAGCGACUUGAGGAGAUCAUGCGGAGAACUAGAAGGACAGAUUCUCCAGAUACGAGAUCUUUGCCAGCCGGGAUUUUACCAAAUGAAGCCCAACCAAAGGAAAACACAGAGCCUGUGCACAGCAACAACAACAUAGAGCAUGUGGUCAAGUUGCCAGUGGGCACCAAGUCCUCACAGCUGGGGCUGAGCAAUGAAGAGGACAUGGUUCCUGUUGUGGCCUUCAAAGAGCGCAGGUCUCUCCGGACGCUCACCGGCCUGGAGAAAAUCCAGACUCACCAACGAGCAGAGGUCAUCUGAGCUCCCGUAAAGUGAGCUGAAGUUCCAACACUUUGUUUGAGAGCAGCCACUGCUCUGAGAAUGAUGGAGAUCCCUGCGGUCUAGCCGGGUUAGCUGCCCUUCAGCGCCUUAAAAGAGCAUGUAACAUCGCCUCGCUAAGACCUUUAGCAUUUGGUCACUUUUCUCUGUGUAUCCAGUGGCACAAUUAUUGGGCAAAUUAUCCAUGUUCAUGAAUUUAGUACAGCAGGUUUCUGAACUAAUAAUCACUGUUCAAAACUGCAGUAGAUGUAGACUGUGGUGAUGAUAGCUAGCCAGCAAUUUUAUCAGCAUUUGGAAUGUGUUGCCUCUAACAAACAAACACUACACACAUGUAUGUUAGCUCUAUGCUUUUUCCUUAUUCCUGAUAUUUAUGCCAUUCAAGCACUUUUCCUUCCUCAGUUUUGGAGUUAGAGUGGCUCACAUUGAUGUUUGCUUUAUGAAUGAUUAGUUUUCAGGUGUUAGUGACACAAAGUCCUAUCUUACUCUUUGAUUUUGUCAAGUUUUUGCAAUCACUUGUUUGAAGCUGCUAAGGACUCUUGAGAGUGAUGUUUUAAAAGCAACAUGAUGCACAAAGCGUUUAUUGCACUGACAGUUGCCGUGUUUGAAAUUGUGCGAUCACUUCACAAAGAAAGGUUUGAGAUGUAAAGCUUAAGUGAUUUAUUAUAACAAAAGCGUAAAAAAAAUGUAUCCGACGACAAAUAUAUGAUCCUUUUAGUUCAAAAAUUGCUUAGAAGUAUUACAUAUUCACCUGUUGAAGUCGCCAUAUUUGAUUAAAGUUGAUACUAAGCUGUG